Oreochromis aureus is the source of this 2514-nucleotide messenger RNA. It is a transcript of the gene oxsm, whose product is annotated as 3-oxoacyl-ACP synthase, mitochondrial. The record is from RefSeq and is a predicted model, not a curated record. Lineage: Eukaryota; Metazoa; Chordata; Actinopteri; Cichliformes; Cichlidae. Bases 695 to 2092 code for a protein of 465 amino acids. Gene Ontology annotation, biological process: fatty acid biosynthetic process. Gene Ontology annotation, molecular function: 3-oxoacyl-[acyl-carrier-protein] synthase activity. The transcript has 3 exons.
UGCUAUUCGUUGUCUUUCGCAAUGGUAAGUUGUUUUUAGUGUGCUCAACAUGGGGCAGUUCAUAUUUUGAGAAGCCAAAACUCAGACAUGUUUUGAUCCGUCUCAAUUUACAGAUCCUGAUUUCACUUUUACAAUAAGAGAGGCCACUUUGUGUGGGGGCGGGUUUCUCGUGUACCUUCUUCCUGACGUUGCUAUCACUUGGUAUACCUACAUCUAUCAUUACAGCUGUCUUCCUUUUCUUGGUCAAGCAGAAAAAUAAAACGAACAAACAAACAAACAAAACCCCCAAAACAUGAUUUUCAGAUUAAAUGACCCACGCGUAAACCAAAGAUGUCUAUGGUUAUGACACAUACUUCUGUGGACAUUAAGAGAAGAAUAGCAUUCUCCUUUAUUGACACCUGCACUGACAUAUUUAGCGUUCCUUAACCGUUACUGUCCUUGUAGCAAUAAAUCGCUUAAUAAACGUGUAAAUAUAUAAAUGUAUUUUACAUAACCAAAAACUGUUUUCUGUUAAGUCAUUUAAACCCAUUUCAACAGUUAUGCCAUGAUUUUCUAGGAGUCGGUGAGUGACAUAAAAGCUAAAGGGCAUUUUUUUAACAGCUACAAGCGCACAAAACACCGAGGCUCGACUGCAGCUGGUAAAAACUCCAAUCCAACUAAGCCUUAAGCUGUCAAAGCUUACACAGACAGCAGGAUGUCUGUUUUUACACUGUUUUGUUGGAAUAAACUACGGUUGAGACCACAGAACAUAAGGAAUCUUCUGCACAAGAAUGCCGGUGUUUGUCCGAAUCAGGAGUCUAGGCACCACAGCUCUGGACGGCAACAAAGAAGGAGGGUUGUUAUCACAGGAAUAGGGUUAGUUUGUCCUCUGGGCACGGGCACUGCUCUGUCCUGGGACCGUCUGAUCAAAGGUCAGAGUGGGGUAGUUCCCCUGGACUCAGAAGAGUACAGGACUCUCCCCUGUAGAGUGGCAGCUCUGGUACCCAGAGGAACCAAGGAGGGUCAGUUUGAAGAGGAAACAUUUGCUUCUCGUAAGGAGAUCAGUAGCAUGUCAUCAGCAACCGUAAUGGCCCUUGGAGCUACUCAGCUGGCCCUGGAGGAUGCAGGCUGGUGUCCCAAAAGCCCGGAGGAGCAGCUCAGCACAGGGGUGGCUGUUGGGAUGGGCAUGGUGUCGCUGGACGAAAUCGCUCGUACCUCCUCCCUCUUCCAAGAGAAGGGGUACAACAAAGUGAGUCCAUUCUUUGUGCCACGCAUCCUUGUCAACAUGGCUGCUGGACACAUAAGCAUCAAACACAAACUAAAGGGUCCCAAUCAUGCCGUGUCCACAGCUUGCACCACAGGUGCACAUGCCGUAGGUGACGCAGCCAGGUUCAUCGCUCACGGGGAUGCAGUUGCUAUGGUUGCAGGGGGUACAGAAUCCUGUGUGGGGCCACUUUCUUUAGCUGGCUUUGCUAGGGCCCGUGCCCUCGCGACCAAAUGGAAUAACAACCCUACACUGGCAUCAAGGCCUUUUCAUCCAGAAAGAGAAGGUUUUGUGAUGGGAGAGGGGGCAGCUGUGCUCCUGCUGGAGGAUCUGAACCAUGCAGUGAGUAGAGGAGCCCGGAUCUACGCAGAGGUCUUGGGUUAUGGGCUCUCAGGGGAUGCGACUCACAUAACUGCUCCUACUGUGGAUGGUGAUGGGGCAUUCAGGUGCAUGUCUGCAGCCUUAAAAGAUGCAGAUGUCUCUCUGGCUGAUGUCACAUAUAUAAAUGCUCACGCCACAUCGACGCCUUUGGGAGAUGCAGCAGAAAAUGCAGCCAUCAAGAAACUUUUCCAGCAAAGUGCUAGCAUCCUGGCUGUGUCCUCUACCAAGGGGGCCACAGGACAUCUGCUCGGGGCUGCUGGGGCUCUGGAGGCAGCUUUCACCGCUCUGGCCUGUUACCACAAAGUCCUGCCCCCAACCCUUAACCUGGACAGAACAGAGCCCGAGUUCGACUUGAAUUACGUUCCCUGCACAGCGCAGCAAUGGCAGACUCGGGGUCGACGGGUAGCCCUCACAAAUUCAUUCGGCUUCGGCGGCACCAAUGCCUCACUGUGUCUCGGCAGCAUCUGAGGACACACUGGGAAGUUCUUCUCAUUGAUCAGAUCACAUCCAGGCAAGAAAUAUUUAGUAACAGACUGGUGAUGUUGGCUGUUCCUAUGAAAUAAUUUCAGUGGAACUUUUUCCACACUAGUUUGCAACAAUCUGUCCUGGAUUUUUAUGGAAAGACAUCAUUUGGAAUUUGUUCCGUGUGUGUGUGUGUGUGUGUGUGUGUGUGCGCGCGUGCGUGUGCGUGUGUGUGUGUGUCUGUGUGGUUUCUUGAUCUGAUAUUCAAAUGAUGUUUUUGUGCACCUGUAUUAGGUACACCUAUGUAUCUAUAAUAACUCAGCAAUAAAUUUGAGUACAUUUAAAUAUUUUGUUGAUGUUACCAGGGGAUGACGAUUGUACUUUAUAGUUAUGUGUGCCUAUGGAAAGAGGCACACAUAUUACUAUUC